This is a messenger RNA of Closterium sp. Yama58-4, 2853 nucleotides long. Lineage: Eukaryota; Viridiplantae; Streptophyta; Zygnematophyceae; Desmidiales; Closteriaceae. The record is from the annotation of a GenBank genome assembly.
AUGAGCGAUAGCAAAGACAACGUUUCGCUUUUCGACCACACUUCUGGUGCAUCCGGCGCCCCUGCUGCUGCAGCUGAGCUGAGCGUCCGUUCCCAGUGGCAGACUCGUGACGCUGCUGCCCGCCUAGCCAUUCGCAACCACCUACCGCUAAUCGAACUCAAGCAUUUUGGCGAGCACAAAACCGCUAAGGCCCUGUACGACGCUGUAGUUGCUCGAUACUCCUCCCCUGCCACUGCUGAGCUUAGCCGCCUCAUGCUGCCAUACCUGUUUCCUGAGCUGUCCACAUUUCCCACCGUUGCCGAUCUUAUCACCCACCUUCGCACUAGUGACACUCGCCUUCGCGCCGCCCUCCCCAAAGAGUUCUGUGCUAAGAACCCGCCUCCGAUGUACUGGACACUCCACUUUAUAGUCACCCGUCUCCCUGACUUGCUUAGCUCGGUCAGGGACCACUUUCUCGCUCGCUGUCCCACCGAGCUCACUGUUGACCUCCUCGAGGAGCAACUCCUUGCAGCAGAGAAGAGUAUAGUCGCUGUAGCUGCUGCUCGUGGCGCUCCUCGCUCUCCCAUCUUUGAGGGGUGCUCUCCCUCUCCCCUCGCCCCCUCCUUCGCUACUGCUGCUGCUGUUGACUUCCUUGGUGCUGAGUCUGCAGGUGCUACUUCUCCUCCUGGUGGGAGGCGCCGCAACGGCAAGGGCAAGGGAGCCAAGGGUAGUGGAGGUGGCACCGGGGGGGGGGGGGGGGUGGUGGAGGAGGUGGAGGAGGAGGAGGUGGCGGAGGGGCUGGUGGUGGGAGUGUUGGCAGGAGUGGCAGUGGCAGUGGAGGCAGUGGAGGCGGAGGGGGUGGCAGCGGCGGUGGCGACAGCGGUGGUGGCCGGGGCGGUGGUAGCGGCAGCGCAGGCGGUCGGGGUGGAGGCACUGGCGCUGGCCAGAGCCAGCAGCAGCAGCAGCGUCCCCAGACAUCCCAGCAGCUUCACGUGCAACAAAUUCCACGCCCAGUACCACUGCUUCUCCCGCCUUGACGACGCCUGGCGUGAGGAGAUGGGCGAGGAGGUAGACCGCCCUCGCUGGCAUGAGCUGUAUCGGGCUGGUGUAGACAUUUUUGCUCUUGACUUUGAUGCUAUUAUCUUUCCUAUGUAUGCAUUGGAAGUUAGUGCUGAUGGUGACUGUUAUCUGUGUAUGCCGCCUGACCCAGGUAUAGAAGGUGUUGCCUUAGGAGCACGCGAGUCUGCUCUCUCUGGUAUUGCGCCUGCUGAGGCCUUGCACACCUUCACACUUGACUCAGGUGCUUCCCGCUGUUUCUUCCGUGACAGUACUGCCCUCACGCCACUCCCAGCACCUGUUCCAGUCCGCUUGGCUGACCCCUCAGGGGGCCCAGUUCUUGCACGGUCCACCACUGUGCUUCCGUGCCCGGCGGUCCCGUCUGGCUCACUAUCAGGUCUCCACCUCCCCUCGUUCUCGACGAACUUGGUGAGCAACGCUGCCCUUCAAGAUGCGGGGGUUAAUACCUUCACCCCUGCAUGGCAGCGUGUGGCGAUCUGCACGUGUGCACAGACUGGCCGUCACCUGGCCACGUUCACUCGUCGGCCAGGGUCGAGUCUUUACACACUGACCACUGCGUCUCCUCAGGUCGCUGCUGUUGGUCAGGUGUCUGCGUCAGGUCUGGUAGCCUCCCCCUGUGAGUGUCGCUCCCUGUCGCACCAGACUCUUCUCUGGCACCACCGUCUGGGUCACCCCUCCUUGCCUCGUCUACGAGGCAUGCACCGUCGCCUUCUUGUCUCUGGUCUUCCCAGGUCUCUGCCUCCCCUCCCUCCCUCGCCUGCGCCACCCUGCCUUCCUUGCGUCGAGGGGCGGCAGCGCGCCGCUCCUCAUUCCUCCUCGUUUCCCCCGACAGAGGCUCCCCUGCAGACCCUCCACAUGGACGUGUGGGGCCCAGCCCGCAUCACUGGACAGGGCGGCGAGCGGUACUUUCUGCUGGUUGUCGACGACUACUCGCGUUACACCACGGUCUUCCCCUUGCGCACCAAGGGUGAAGUCCCUGCUGUCCUGAUCCCUUGGAUCCGAGCAGUUCGUCUCCAGCUCCGCCGCCGGUUCCGGUCCUACCUUCUUGUCCUGCGUCUGCACUCUGACAGAGGUGGUGAGUUCUCCUCCGACCUCUUGCGGGCCUUCUGUCAGAGGGAGGGCAUCGAGCAGUCGUUCACGCUUCCGGGCUCACCGCAGCAAAAUGGGGUUGCUGAGCGCCGCAUUGGUUUGGUCAUGGAGAUCGCUCGUACCUCCUUGAUCCAUGCGGCUGCUCCCCAUUUUCUAUGGCCGUUUGCGGUCCGGUACGCCGCGCAGCAGCUCAACCUCUGGCCCCGUGUGUCCUUGCCGGACACCUCGCCCACUCUACAUUGGACGGGGGAGGUUGGUGAUGCGUCGCGCUUCCGGGUCUGGGGUGCUCGUGCCCUUGUCCGCGAUACGUCCGCGGACAAGCUCUCCUCCCGCACCAUUCCCUGUGUCUUCCUUGGCUUUGUCCCUGACGCGCCUGGCUGGCAGUUUUACCACCCCACCUCGCGCCGGGUCUUCGCCUCUCAGGACGUCACCUUUGACGAGUCGGUUCCUUUCUACCGUCUCUUCCCCUACCGCACUGCCCCUCUCCCUCCCCCGCCGCUUUUCCUCGCUCCAGGUCCCCCUCCGGUAGACCCCCUCCCCCCUCAAGGUCCUGCUCCCUCAGGCGUGUCUCUGGUAGACCCACUCCCUUUGGUUGUGCCUUUGGAGGUCACUUCUGACACCUCUGGCCCAGCUGAGGGGGGUGACGUUGCUGCUGACGCCCCGGCGGCGUGCCGCCGCACACCACGCUUGGAGACCCCUCCGGCUUAG